Molecule: messenger RNA, 1146 nt
Organism: Mercenaria mercenaria
Lineage: Eukaryota; Metazoa; Mollusca; Bivalvia; Venerida; Veneridae
Product: rab3 GTPase-activating protein catalytic subunit-like
Exons: 13
Coding region: 94-1146 (350 amino acids)
Biological process (GO): positive regulation of GTPase activity
Molecular function (GO): GTPase activator activity
Source: RefSeq, a predicted model, not a curated record
AAGAAAGCAUCGGCAUCCGUGGAACAGCUUCCAUUUUUAUUUUUUAAACGGUGAUAUUAGCAUGACACGUCGUGAAAGUUGCGAUUCUGGAAAAUGGCAGCUGAUGAUGAUGCUGAGGUGUUUGAGAUCACAGAUUUCACAACAGCAUCAGAAUGGGAAAGAUUUAUAUCUCGAGUAGAAGAGAUACUACAUGAAUGGAAACUGGUGAGCUCUCCACCUAGACUGCCAGCUCCAAAGGGAGCUUACACAAAUGGCACAUGGGAAGAAAAGACAGAAGAGCUGACAUUUGCCAAUUUCAAGUUCUCUCUAACACACAGUUGGUUAAAAUCAAAGGAUGAAAAGACUGAGAAGUCUGCAGAGAAAGAGAGUGGAGAGGAAGAUGAUGACAAUGAUAGAGAGAUAACCCCAACUGUGUAUGGAGAUUUAAUGAACAUGGACAAUGAUUUCCCAUCCAGAGCUCAUUGUAUAUGUAGAUGGUAUGGACUACAAGACUUUGUGACACUGAGUCCUGCCAACAAUACUGAAGCAGUUCUAGGAGAAAGUAAAGCCAAACUGUUACUCUCUUCUGUAAACAUUGCAUUAACAGAUGCAGGAUGCUGUGUACCAAUUUUUGUACAAAUACACCAGAAGUGGAGACGAUUAUACCAAGGAACCUGUGUGUUGCCAGGCUCUAAUAUAGAAUUUGGUAUGGUACAUUUAAAGAGGAUUCCAGCCCAGUAUAAUCAUCUAGCUGGACUACUGGAUGUCUUUAAGUCUAAACUGGGUUCUGUUGCUGAUCCACGGCCACCAGUGUCUGUUGCUGUCAGGUUCCUUUAUGGACUGUAUGACUGGGUUAACUCCCCUUGGACACAAGCACUUCCAGUUCGUAGCAGUAAAGUCAGAAAACUAAAUGAUUACGAUGAUGAGGUUGGAUGUUCUGGGUUUGAUCAGCUGCCAUUUGGAGCUUGUGAAGAUCCUGUCAGUGCAUUGAGUUUAUACUGCACAUGGCCAAGUCUGUCAGAGGAUAUGAUUGUAGAAAAUCAAGUUUAUUCUGACCUUGACCCAUUGCAAGCUCCACUUUGGUCAGUUAGAAUACAGAUGACAGAGGAUCCACAAUGUCUCCUAGCAACAACAACACUAACAACAGAAACAACAAUAUUUAAAUGA